Molecule: messenger RNA, 588 nt
Organism: Mercenaria mercenaria
Lineage: Eukaryota; Metazoa; Mollusca; Bivalvia; Venerida; Veneridae
Exons: 1
Coding region: 1-588 (195 amino acids)
Source: RefSeq, a predicted model, not a curated record
AUGAAAAAAAUUAUUGAUAGUUUAAACACAGACAAAGUUUUAAUACCAUGUCAUGAUUCUGUUGUUUUUCCAAAACUAUCUAACGAAAAACAGAAAGAAGCCAUACAGAGAUUGCCAACAGAUCCAAACAAAACAGCAAAUUUACAUUGUCAAUUACUUGUUGUAGUUGGAAUGAUUUAUGAUCUAACAGUUAAUGUAGACACUGAAGAUGGAUUAGCUAAUGGAGCUUCUUGUAAUGUAAAACAUCUAGAAUACAAGCAAGUAGAGACAAAUCGACCAAGUGUAAUAUGGGUGCAGUUUGAUGAGGCAAAUGUUGGAAAUGAAACGAGGAUAAAAUAUAAAAACCGAGGAUUUUGUCAUACAGAAAUAAAUCAUAAUUGGACACUGAUAUUUGACAUCGAAAGGUCUUUAACAUAUAAUAAAAAGACAUUUGAAAGGAUUCAGUUUCCUUUGCAACCGUCUGCUGGGCGUUCUGUUCAUAGAGCACAAGGUACUACUUUAGAAAGUGCUGUAAUUACCUGUCUCAACGGAAAACACGGAAAGUUCCACACCUACAUUAUGUUGCAUUCAGUAGAGUUAAAUCGUUAG